AUGUUUUUUAAUUUCCUGUUUCAGGCAGAUUUGGCUAGCUUCUUGAUUCGUCGGGCGAAGCAAAAUUUUGCAGUAACUAAUUACCUCUUCUGGUUCAUCCGGCUCGAGGCCUUCCAUGAAGGGGGGGAUUAUGAAGGCUCUUGUACCCUUGCCUCCGAUUCAUUUGCAUCCUUCGCUGACCAUUAUAAUGAGCCAUCUGCACCCUUUGAUCCUCAGUCUGCUACCACUACUCCACCUUUUUUAGCCAAUUCCACGAAUUUACAGUCUUCGUCCCAUGCCUACAUGGCAGUUUUGCCUCCAGGGAAGGCCGACAUUGAGGGAAAUGUCGGUGGUACUGCCUCGCAAACAAGGAGAAUGUACCGGCAUGUACUUCAACGUUUAAUGACAGUCCUGGAAAAUGUGGGCUGUCUAUCUUUAUGA
Messenger RNA from Protopolystoma xenopodis, 420 nucleotides. The record is from the annotation of a GenBank genome assembly. NCBI's taxonomy places the organism in Eukaryota, Metazoa, Platyhelminthes, Monogenea, Polystomatidea, Polystomatidae.